AUGGCCGGUCUAGAGGACAAGUCACCCAUGGCCGGUCUAGAGGACAAAUCUGUAACGGCUUGGGACCACAUCUUCUCGGACCAUAUCUUCUCCGACAAUAUCUUCUCCAACUGCCUUAAAAUGGAUUUACCUGAACUCCCGCCGAGGAUGUUUACAUUAGGAGAAGAUCCCGCUGCAAUCAGGAGCAUUUCGUAUCAUUCUGAUGACACGAAGUUGUUUAAAGCUCUAUGUGAUUGUCUCACAGCUGACGAAUAUGAUGAUCUGAAGGCGUCGAAGUUGGGAGUGUUCAUCAAAUUCAAGGAGCUUAAGUUUGGUUGGACUUCAAGGCUGGUACAUUUUAUGCUCUGUUUCCAGCUGGACAUCAAGAAGAAGUUUGAGCUCUGGAGUCUUGUCGCUUCACAACCUGCGAGGUUUUUACUGAUAGAGUUUGAACACCUCACUGGUCUGAACUGCGAUUACAUCAAGGACCUGGAAAAUCCAAGGUGUGAGGUUACGAAAGAGAUGGCUGCUUUCUGGGAGAAGUUGCGUGUUGAUCUCGAUACUGGGCCAAGAUACAUUGAAGGGAAAAAGUUCUCAUCCGCUACACCAGCUAGUCUUGUAAGGCUAGUGAUGGAUUUAGAAAAUUUUGAGAAUUAUCCAUGGCGGAGAGUGGCGUUUAAGGUGCUGAUGGAUUCUCUGAAGGCAAAAGACUUGACGCAAACAGGUUACACUGUUGAUGGGUUCAUACAAGUCGUCCAAGUGUGGGCGUACUAUGAUAUGCCAGAAUUGGGUGCUAAUUAUGGGUCUCCCGUACCAAACAGACCGUCUCUACUGUUGCUGGCUUACAAGGGUGGCAAAGGACAACACAAAUGUUUUAAGGCUACUAUAAAAAAACAGAAUAACAUGAACAACUUCGUUCGGAAGGACUUUGAUGAAAUGUUUCCAAAAUGGGACAGAGACGUAGAUGACCCUGCCGCGGAUAACAUAAUUAAAGUCAUGUUUAAUGAUCCUGGAUGGAAGUGGACCAUAGACUGCUGGCAAGUCACCAGUACUCACAAGGUUGUGAAGAUGGAAGUGAGUCCAGGGAAGAAUGAAGUGAGUCCAGUGAAGACGGAAAAAACUACAAUGAAGUCAGAGAGUGUUGUGAAGGAAGAAAGUAGCAGACCUCGGAAGAAAGCUCGUAAAGGGUCUUCUGUUUCUGCUGAGACACUUGCGGCGGGUAGUGAUGGCUUUGGGAUGACGAAACAACAUAUUGAAAGGGCCUUCAAGGACAUAUCUGAUGCCAAUAGUUAUGGCUUUGGGACGUGCCUUAGGGAGAUCAAGUUACUGGGGGAUAGGAUGGUAGCUGUGGAGAAGAAGGUGGGAAUCACCAAAAAAGGGGGUUCAUCUGAUGAUCGUCAACUUACAACCACUUCAAAUCCACCAAAACCUGUGCACGAACCCGGGAGUAAAAGUGUGAAUGAGGCAAAAUCAGGACAGAAGGAAGCCAAAGAACCGAGUCUUACUACAGAACCGAGUUCCUCGAGAGAGCUAUGUCUUGUGAGACCUGCAGACGACUUACCGAGUGAUGAUCCUAGCGUUCUUCUAUUGGACAAACAAGUUUCCACUGCUUCAGAUUUACUCUUGGAAGAAGCUAGAAGGCAGACAAAGAAGGAGACUGCUAUGGUGAAUCUCCGUGAAAAAAGUGAGCGAGAAAGGAAACUUGCUUCCACACAGCAAACUCCUUUUAAGGGAAACAACACUGCCAAACAGAUCAUUCCAAACAAAAAGGUUGGCCGAGGCUAUGAUCCUUUUGCACCCUAUGACAAGAAGAAGUCGAAGGAGCUCACUGAAUGGGUGCAACAAGAUCUGUAA
This is a messenger RNA of Brassica napus (rape), 1833 nucleotides long. RefSeq lists its product as uncharacterized. The transcript has 6 exons. Lineage: Eukaryota; Viridiplantae; Streptophyta; Magnoliopsida; Brassicales; Brassicaceae. The record is from RefSeq and is a predicted model, not a curated record. Bases 1 to 1833 code for a protein of 610 amino acids.